Arachis stenosperma is the source of this 3343-nucleotide messenger RNA. Its product is annotated as receptor-like protein 34. Lineage: Eukaryota; Viridiplantae; Streptophyta; Magnoliopsida; Fabales; Fabaceae. Bases 769 to 2124 code for a protein of 451 amino acids. Gene Ontology annotation, molecular function: protein binding. The record is from RefSeq and is a predicted model, not a curated record. The transcript is spliced from 3 exons.
CUUCCACUCUUCCUCAUCAACCACAGCCCCCCUUCUUUUCAAAACUCACAUCAUACACAUACACCCACGCAUAAAAAAAAAGAGAGAACGGCAGAAGGGGCUGCAGCCUCCACGCCUCGCCGCCGAAGUUCUGCUGCUGCCAAGUCGCCAUCGACGUCAACCCUAGAGAAAGAGGGAGUCUGGGAGUUGAAGGAAGCUGGAGGAGUGUCGCUGCUGUUAGCGUUUUGCGGUGCCGUCAUCAUGGUCACCGAGUAGGAGGAUGACCUGCGAGGAAGAGAGGGACGUGGUCAGUCUCAUCGUCAUCAGAUACGUCUUUGCCGAUGGAGACCCCGUCGCCAAGCUGCUGCGCCGCCGCUGCCACCGUUGGGUUUCCGGGAAGAGGAGCUCGAAGGGGAGAGAGAGAGAACGAGAGAGAGAGUUCGCAGAAAGAGAAACAUCACCAUACACAAACAGAAGGGGGAGGAGGAACUCACCGGAGGAGAAGGAGACUCGUCGCCGUGCCUCUAGUCGCCAGGAACGGCGCUACCGUCGCCGGAAAACACGUCGGGGCUUCCAAACUCACCGGCAACACUACCUUGCCACUGUUCUGGCAUUUGUGCAAAUUCAAGUACUCUCCUCCACUCUCCGUGUCUUGAAAGAGAGAGGCAAGCUCUUGUGAAGUUCAAAGCAUCCCUGAAUGAUUCAUCAAACUUGCUUUCCUCAUGGCAUGGCCAUGACUGCUGCCGAUGGGAAGGGAUCGGCUGCGACAAUGUUACCGGUCACGUUGUCAUGCUUGAUCUCACCCCUCCUUAUCUGAAAUGCAGGAGAUCCGAGGCACAAAUUGAAUACACGCCGGAAGAAUAUGAUUAUGAGGAGGUUAUAUCAAGUGAAUGUAACCCUUUCAUCGAUCAAUAUUUAGAAGCUGGGAAUGUUAAUUCGUCCCUACUGGAACUGGAAUUCUUGACUCAUUUGGACUUGAGUGGAAUUUACUUCUAUCAGAGUCCCAUACCCAUGUUCAUUGGUUCUAUGCAACGCCUGAGGUAUUUGUCCCUCUCUUAUGCUGAUUUUGGCGGGAGAAUACCCAGCAAUCUUGGAAAUCUCACCAACCUCCACUUUCUUGAUCUGAGUGAGAAUGAUUUUUUACCAGACAGCAACAUCAAUUGGAUUUCUCAACUGCCAUUGCUGGAACACCUUGAUAUGAGCUCUAAUUACUAUGGGUUUCAGGUUAAUAUUAUUAAUCUCACCAUCGGUAUUCCUAAUCUUCACUUCCUAAGUCUUGCCAACAAUGGACUUAGUGUGUCAAAUUUGGAUGCUUUACAAAACAUGACAUCUCUUGUGCAUCUUGAUCUUGGUGGCAACAAUCUUACUUCAAUUCCAUCUUGGUUUGGCAACUUCAAGAAACUUGAGUAUCUUGAUCUUUCAUGGUGUUAUCUUCAUGGUCCAAUUCCAAAUGCUUUUCAAAAUGCAACUUCCAUUGAAAUUUUGGACCUUUCGGAGAAUAAUUUUGACUCUCUUCCAUCCUGGUUUCACAAGUUUAAAAAACUCAAACAUCUUUUACUUUCAUCUAAUAACUUCCAAGGUACAAUUCCCGUUGCCUUACAAAAUAUAACUAGCAUCGAGUCCCUUGACCUUUAUGUCAACUCUUUUACUUCAGUUCCAUCUUGGUUUAUUGAGUUAAAGAAACUUGUCUAUCUCAAUCUUUCACUUAAUAAAUUAACAUCUAUGAAAUGUUCAAUUUCAUCCAUUUUGAAAAGCAUGUGUCACCUGAAAUGGUUAUAUAUAGCAGGAAAUAGACUCCGACAAGAAUCUAUUGGAAACAAUGAUUUGUCUACCUGCAUUAGACAUGAUUUGGAGAAUCUUGACUUGAGUGAAAAUGAAUUUAACGAUCAUUUACCAUCUUGGUUAGGACAACUUGAAAAUCUAGGCAACCUUUAUCUCCAAGAUAAUUUUUUCUAUGGUCCCAUUCCCUCUUCUUUUGGAAAAUUACUGAAAUUGAAAAACUUGGAUUUAUCCAACAACAAGUUAGAAGGGGACCUUCCUGAUUUCAUGGGACAACUUGUAAAUUUAAUGGGGGUGAAUCUUUCAAAUAAGGAAAAGUAUAUGGAACCAACUAAUAAUCAGCCAAGAAUGGAACAAUAUAAUUAAUUAUAAUUAGUUUUAUUAAUUUAUAAUUUAAUUUGUUUUUUAAAUUGUUGUUGACCACAUUCAAAACACGAGGAAAGAUACGCUAAUGAUAGGAGAGAAUCACGGAACAGAUCCUUUGAUCAUUAAUUAGUUAGUUCCAUAUAAUUAAUUAUGUUUUAUUAAUGCGUAACACAUGAAACAUAUAAAUCAUAUCCAAAACCAUCCAAUUUACAAAAAAAAGAAACAUCUGUGUGCCUAUCAGUAACAACAUCCGGUUAAAGUCACCGGUACCUCUAGUUUACUAGUUGGCUGAUUCUUGGCUUAUAUAGAGUUGGUUCCCUAGCAUUGUUGUUCAAAUAAUUCAUUUAAUGGAACGAUUACUCAAAAUCUUGAACAACUUGUAAAUUUACAAUAUUUUGAUAUCUCAAAUAAUUAUUUAAAGGGAAUUAUUCCUCAAAAUCUAGGACAACUUGUAAAUUUAUAUACUCUUUAUCUCUCCAAUAAUUAUCUAAGAGGAUCCAUUCCUUUAAGUCUUGGUCAACUUAUAAGUCUAGUCUUCGUUGAUUUGUCAAAUAAUUAUUUAAAAGGAAUCAUUCCUACUAGUCUUAACCAACUUGUAAAUCUGUAUACACUUGAUCUUUCAAGGAAUAAAUUAGAUGGGAGAAUGUGUAUUGAUUUUCAAAAACUUGUGAAUCUAUUAUGCUGGAUCUGUCUUCAAACAAUUUGUAUGGAACCAUCACAGUGGAAGAAAGUCAUCCUUUUAUUAUCUCAAAAAUGUGGUUUUUGAAUCUCUCACAUAAUCAAAUCAGUGGCUCACUUCCUGAACAUAUUGGUCAUAUAAUGCCCAAUUUGGGGUCCUUGAUUCUUGGAAAUAACCUCAUAAAUGGUUCAAUUCCAAAAUCAUGGUGGAUAGAUUCAAUAUCAUUAUUACAUAAUACACAAACAGUAUCAUCCUGAUUGACAAUUCCAAGAUGACCCAGUCUUCCUUUCGUAUUCACCCUGUCUAUCAGAACAAACCAGGCAAACAACUCAACUCUUGGGGGGACAACACCUUUCCAAAUAGUCUUAGUGAAGUUGUAGCUUGUUACAUCAUCCGGUAGUGUUUCCGCCUGCAGUACCUGCACAAAAGAGUUAGUAGAAAAAACACCUUGCCUGUCAAACUUCCAAACGACUCUAUCCUCUCUGUCUAGAGAUAGUUUCACCGGCCUCAAAGCGUCAUGUAAUUGAUUCACAAGUUCCA